This is a messenger RNA of Fukomys damarensis (Damara mole-rat), 2120 nucleotides long. RefSeq names its product DNA methyltransferase 1 associated protein 1 (gene Dmap1). Gene Ontology annotation, molecular function: transcription corepressor activity. The record is from RefSeq and is a predicted model, not a curated record. Gene Ontology annotation, cellular component: NuA4 histone acetyltransferase complex; Swr1 complex; nucleus. Bases 309 to 1715 code for a protein of 468 amino acids. The transcript is spliced from 10 exons. NCBI's taxonomy places the organism in Eukaryota, Metazoa, Chordata, Mammalia, Rodentia, Bathyergidae. Gene Ontology annotation, biological process: negative regulation of transcription by RNA polymerase II; chromatin remodeling; DNA repair.
UACGGCGCACAAUCGGAAGUUUCUGCCCUUGGUUUCGCUGUGUUUAGAGAGCGGCAGAAGAGACCGCGUCGUAGAGACGCUCGUGCGGAGGCGGAGUGGUAGAGGAGGGAGUGUUAAGGGGCCGUUAGGGACACCCAAGCGGCAGGACACCUUUACAACCCCCACCAGAUCUGGACCACCUUCCUCUUGGCCCGCCUCUUCACCCCAACCCCACUUGAGUUUGGAGUGUCCCCGCCCCCUGACCUGAGCCUGGUCCGUCCUCAGGCGCCGACCCUUGACUUCGGGUGCUCCCCCAAUACCCUGGCGCUAUGGCUACGGGCGCGGAUGUACGGGACAUUCUAGAACUCGGGGGUCCAGAGGGGGAUGCAGCCUCCGGGACUAUCAGCAAAAAGGACAUUAUCAACCCGGACAAGAAAAAGUCCAAGAAGUCAUCUGAGACACUGACUUUCAAGAGGCCUGAGGGCAUGCACCGGGAGGUCUAUGCACUGCUCUACUCUGACAAGAAAGAUGCACCUCCACUGCUACCCAGUGACACUGGUCAGGGCUACCGCACAGUGAAGGCCAAGUUAGGCUCCAAGAAGGUGCGACCUUGGAAAUGGAUGCCAUUCACCAACCCAGCCCGCAAAGAUGGAGCCAUGUUCUUUCACUGGCGUCGGGCAGCAGAGGAGGGCAAGGACUACCCCUUCGCCAGGUUCAAUAAGACUGUGCAGGUGCCUGUGUAUUCAGAGCAGGAGUAUCAGCUGUACCUCCAUGAUGAUGCUUGGACUAAGGCAGAAACUGACCACCUCUUUGACCUCAGCCGCCGUUUUGACCUGCGUUUUGUAGUUAUCCAUGACCGGUACGACCACCAGCAGUUCAAGAAGCGUUCUGUAGAGGACCUGAAGGAGCGGUAUUAUCACAUCUGCGCCAAGCUUGCCAAUGUGCGGGCUGUGCCAGGUACAGACCUCAAGAUACCAGUAUUCGAUGCUGGGCAUGAGCGGCGGCGUAAGGAACAGCUCGAGCGUCUCUACAACCGGACCCCAGAGCAGGUGGCAGAGGAGGAGUACCUGUUACAGGAGCUGCGCAAGAUCGAGGCCCGAAAGAAGGAGCGGGAGAAACGCAGCCAGGACCUGCAGAAGCUGAUUACUGCAGCGGACACCACUGCAGAACAGCGGCGCACAGAACGCAAGGCCCCCAAGAAGAAGCUACCCCAGAAAAAGGAGGCUGAGAAGCCGGCUGUUCCUGAGACUGCAGGCAUCAAGUUUCCAGACUUCAAGUCUGCAGGUGUCACGCUGCGGAGCCAGCGGAUGAAGCUGCCCAGCUCUGUGGGUCAGAAGAAGAUCAAGGCCCUGGAACAGAUGCUGCUAGAGCUUGGUGUGGAGCUGAGCCCCACCCCCACCGAGGAGCUGGUGCACAUGUUCAACGAGCUGCGCAGUGACCUAGUGUUGCUGUAUGAGCUCAAGCAGGCCUGUGCCAACUGUGAGUAUGAGCUGCAGAUGCUGCGGCACCGGCAUGAAGCACUGGCCCGGGCAGGUGUCCUUGGGGGUCCUGCCACACCAGCAACAGGCCCAGUACCAGCCUCUACUGAGCCAGCAGUAUCUGAACCUGGGCUUGGCCCUGACUCAACCAAGGACACCAUCAUUGACGUCGUGGGUGCGCCCCUCACACCCAAUUCGAGGAAACGACGGGAAUCGGCCUCCAGUUCAUCUUCUGUGAAGAAAGCCAAGAAGCCAUGAGAGGCCACCUGGGGUGUGGGUGGUGCUAUGGUGUAAAUAGAGCUGCUGACCUGGACUAGGCUACUCCCACUUCCUUUCCCACACCCUGAUUUCCUCUUUAGGGAGGGUGGCUAGGCCUGGCAUCAGCUGCUAUCUGUGGUUGUGGUUGGGGCUGGCCUACAUUCAGGCUCUUGGCAUCAUCUCCCUAAUCCUGCCAGCAGUGCCAAGUUUUAUACUCCUGAUGGCCUUGCACAUAGUGCCUCCUGAGACGUCCACACAUCCCCAGACCUGUGUAUCUUCAGUGAGGAUGUCAAGCACUGCCAUUCAUAUAUUGGUAGCCUUGUGCACAAGAGGCAGCCUGAGUAUGCUCCAUCUUUACAGCCUGACAGCAUUAGCACAUAACAGCCUUUGCACACAUACCCAGGG